AGAAAAUAUAUCUUAUCCACUCUCUCUCUCUCUGUUCUCCUCCAAAAGUCCCACAAACCCCUUUUGAACAAAAUGUCAUCAGCUUAUUGUUCCUCCGCCGUGGCUGUAUCUGCCGGCGCCACCGCUUCCUCCGCCUCUGCCUUUAAUCCGUUAUUCACCUCCCAUUCCAGUUUCCGACUCUUCUAUCGCUUUACACCCAAAACCUUCAAACUCGUUGCCAAUUCCCCUACUUCACUAAUCCUCCAUUCGAAUACCCGUCGCCACCGGUUCUUCUGCGCCGCCGAUAACGAAGCUAGCUCGGCCGAGGAUGUAAUCGAGGCUUCACUAGAAGAAGAAGACGACGUAGAAGUAGAAGAAGAAGAAGAAGAAGAAGUAGAGGACGGAGAAGACGCAGAUGAAAAACAGACUACGCAGGCGAAUGUUGAAGAAGGAAGGCUUUACGUUGGGAACUUACCUUACACAAUCACCUCUUCUGAGCUCUCUCAGAUUUUUGGAGAAGCUGGCAAAAUCGUCGAUGUUCAGAUUGUUUAUGAUAAAGUCACGGAUAGAAGCAGAGGAUUUGGAUUUGUAACCAUGGGAAGCAUUGAAGAAGCUAAGGAAGCUAUUCAGAUGUUUAACAGCUCUCAAAUUGGUGGUAGAACAGUGAAAGUGAACUUCCCGGAGGUGCCAAGAGGUGGAGAGAGAGAAGUAAUGAGAACCAAAAUCCGUGACAAUAACCGGAGUUAUGUAGACAGUCCUCACAAGAUCUAUGCAGGAAACCUUGGUUGGAAUCUGACUUCACAAGGUCUGAAGGAUGCAUUUGCUGAUCAAUCUGGUGUGCUUGGUGCUAAAGUUAUCUAUGAAAGAAACACUGGCAGGUCUCGGGGGUUUGGUUUCAUCUCUUUUGAAUCAGCAGAUGAUGUUCAGUCUGCUCUGAGUACCAUGAAUGGAGUGGAAGUCGAAGGUCGAGCGCUGAGGCUAAAUUUGGCUUCAGAGAGAGAGAAGCCCACUGUGUCUCCUCCGGCUGUAGAAGAAGGACUAACUGAAGAGGCUGUAGAAGAAGGAGCAACUGAAGAGGUCAGUGUAGAGAGUAGUGAGGUGCUUACAAACGUCAGUACAUGAAGAAGCAAUUGCACAAUAGAUUCCGGAUAAGUUUCAGACUUGAUCAGCUCGAGGCCCAAAAUCGAAUUUUUUGCUGUCCUUUAUAAAUGUGUUGUUGUAUUCUACUAAGAAGAAGGCAAUAUAUAAGAUAGAAAACAAGAGAUUUAAUUUUGUUGUUGAGAAUGCGUUUAAUCCAUAAUAGUGUAAUGUAACAACAUAUCUUGAUUCCAAUAAACUGCAAAUUUUAGUCA
Capsella rubella is the source of this 1331-nucleotide messenger RNA. Its product is annotated as RNA-binding protein CP33, chloroplastic. The transcript is spliced from 4 exons. Gene Ontology annotation, molecular function: mRNA binding. Gene Ontology annotation, cellular component: cytosol. The coding region runs from base 73 to 1101 and encodes 342 amino acids. Lineage: Eukaryota; Viridiplantae; Streptophyta; Magnoliopsida; Brassicales; Brassicaceae. The record is from RefSeq and is a predicted model, not a curated record.